GGGAGACCCGACGAAGCUUCCAACUCUAAAUUUUGUAUCAAAAGCGAGAUAGAAAACCCAACGCUUUCACCCACGUUUCCCUAAUUGCCAUUGUUGUUAAUUUAUUUUAACCCCCCGAAUAUCUCCGAAUACUGCUGUUUGGCCUUGACGCCGGUAAAAGAAGAACAAAAAUUCCAGAACGAAAAAGCCCAUGACGAAACCAAAAAGAGCCCGAGUCCAGCAGCAACACCAACAUGCGCGCUCCAACCCGAAUACGAGCCAUGGAGCAGGCAAGAAGCAUCGCAAAAUGAGCUCGUUUGCGAAGCUCUCCACAAAGAGCAGUCACAGCCACAGCAAUACUAGUGGGAAUAAGGAAAACAAGGCACCGGCUGGGAAGAAUGAGAAACAUCAGCACAAGCAGCACAGAAGACCGAUUGUACCAUUCCGGAGGACAGAUCGGAUACUGUUGGUCGGGGAGGGGGAUUUCUCGUUCGCCCAUUCCCUAGCCACGUAUCACCGAUGCAGACACAUAUUGGCAACAUGUUACGACUCGGAAAAGGCACUUUACACCAAAUACCCUCAAGCCGAGAAGAAUAUCGCCGAUAUCGUUGACAACUUGUCGAAGCCCAAGGAUGGCGAAACCCAAGGCCCGAAGGUGUUAUUCUCCGUAGACGCGAAAAAGCUCGGCACCGCACCCGGCGGAGGGAAGAAUGUCCGAAUUGGAUAUCCCAGAAAAGAACGGAAAACACUUACUUGGAAGAAAGAAAGGAGUACAGAUUCCGGAAGGGAUAAUGAGAGGAAGGACAAGGCUGGGCCCUGGGAUGUGAUAUGCUUUAAUUUCCCGCAUGUAGGUGGACUUUCGACGAAUGUGAACCGGCAGGUUAGGGCGAACCAGGAACUUCUUGUUGCGUUCUUUAAGGCGUGUAUACCUCUUCUGGCGGAGAGACUUGAAGAAGUUGACGACAAUGAUGACGAUGAGGAGCAUGGGUGGGGCUCUGAUACAGAUGAAAAUGGGUCUGGUGAGGACGCGAUUGCAAAAUGCGAUGACGAUGACGGCACUGUCAAGGCGAAAGACGAGCGGAGAACGGAACCCGGCCAGGUAUUGAUAACGCUUUUCGAGGGGGAACCUUACACGCUAUGGAAUAUUAAGGAUCUAGCACGACAUGCAGGAUUGCGGGUUGUGACAAGUUUUAAGUUCCCGUGGGCGUGCUAUCGUGGAUAUUCUCACACACGAACGCUGGGGGAAGUUGAAGGGAAGGAUGGUGGAAGAGGAGGAUGGCGAGGUGAAGAUAGGGAAGCUAGAACGUACGUGUUUGAGCUCAAGAAAGACGACCCCGUUGCGUCUGGGGCCACGGGGAAGAGGAGGAAGAGAUCAGCGGAAACAGAUGAUUCCGAGAGUGAUUAGGUAGUAUUUGCAAAUUAUAUGUACAACAAUAAGUAUAAUACCCGCUAUGUCCGGCCCCCACAACUGUAUAACGGCAUAGUAUAAAGGCAUAUUGAGUUAAAAAUGAAGUUCGUACACCAUACAUUCCGUUACAUGAUGUACACUUUCUUCAUAUCACUCUCGUCGUAUAUCUGACCUGUUAUAGGAUCUUUGACUUUGCCUGCGUCGAUGGAGCUGAGCUUCUUGCUCAUAUCUAG
Messenger RNA from Aspergillus versicolor CBS 583.65, 1620 nucleotides. RefSeq names its product 25S rRNA (uracil2634-N3)-methyltransferase. Gene Ontology annotation, biological process: rRNA base methylation. The record is from RefSeq and is a predicted model, not a curated record. Gene Ontology annotation, cellular component: cytoplasm. Gene Ontology annotation, molecular function: rRNA (uridine-N3-)-methyltransferase activity. Lineage: Eukaryota; Fungi; Ascomycota; Eurotiomycetes; Eurotiales; Aspergillaceae. The transcript is spliced from 2 exons. The annotation marks the transcript as partial.